This is a messenger RNA of Setaria italica (foxtail millet), 770 nucleotides long. Its product is annotated as protein RKD2. Gene Ontology annotation, molecular function: DNA-binding transcription factor activity. The transcript has 4 exons. NCBI's taxonomy places the organism in Eukaryota, Viridiplantae, Streptophyta, Magnoliopsida, Poales, Poaceae. Bases 1 to 750 code for a protein of 249 amino acids. The record is from RefSeq and is a predicted model, not a curated record.
AUGGAGGCCAACCAUGAAGAGAGCAGCUUGUGGCCAUUCUGGACAAGUGCUUGGCCUGAUAGCUACCUGCUCGAAGAGGACGCGCUCCUCUCCAGCCUCUCCUUCCCGAGCUUGCACUUCCAACCAUCCUGCUCCACCAUUACCCCGAGCAACAUUCUGCAAGAUGAGCUCGACGCCAUCUUUAACGACGACGUGCUAAAGCAUUGGGACGAGAUGGAGCAAGCUGACAGCAAGGCAGAGGACGGCCACACCACCAAGGGGUUGCCGCUGCUCUGCUACGGCGAAGAGAAGGAAGUCUCCUCCAACUCCGGCACCAUGGUCGUCGGAGCAGACCAGCAGCGCGUGAGGCCAGAGGCGGAGACGGUCCUGACGUUCGAGCUCGUGUCGCAGUACUUCUACAUGCCGAUCAUGCAGGCGGCGCGGGAGCUCAACGUCGGUCUGACCCUCCUCAAGAAGCGGUGCCGGGAGCUCGGCAUCCCGAGGUGGCCGCACCGCAAGAUGAAGAGCCUGCAGUCCCUCAUCAACAAUGUCCAGGUCCUGCAGGAGGCGGGCAAGGCGACAGGGGAGGAGCAGCUGCGGGCGAUGGUGGAGAUGCUGCAGCAGGAGAAGCAGCUCCUGGAGCAGAGGCCGUAUGUUCAGCUGGACGAGAAGACGAAGAGGCUCCGGCAGGCCUGCUUCAAGGCCAACUACAAGAAGAGGCGGCUCUUGGCUCUUGAAGCUGGAGAGGCACCAAGAUCCCACAAUUACUGAUCCAAAUCAGCUUAUAUAUC